Molecule: messenger RNA, 2568 nt
Organism: Colletotrichum truncatum
Lineage: Eukaryota; Fungi; Ascomycota; Sordariomycetes; Glomerellales; Glomerellaceae
Product: start control protein Cdc10
Cellular component (GO): MBF transcription complex; SBF transcription complex
Molecular function (GO): DNA binding; protein binding; transcription coactivator activity
Source: RefSeq, a predicted model, not a curated record
AUGUCUUCGACCAUCGUCACGACUGAUCAAGCCGUUUCCCGCUCCCUCCAUUCCCGCCGCGGCUCCUCCUUUUCUGCCGCGCAACCGUACCGUCAAUCGGGGAACCCCUCUCCAACCGCCAUGAUGCCGUCAGCAUCACAGUCCCAACCCUCAUCCCAGCAAUCUUUCACAAUGAGCCAGCAAUCUCAGGCCGGCUUCCGUGGCUAUAACGACUCAAGACUCGCCAAUGAUGCCCCUCAAAUUUACAGCGCCGUUUACUCGGGCGUCGAUGUCUACGAGAUGGAAGUAAACGGUAUUGCCGUCAUGCGCAGGCGGCAAGACAGUUGGCUCAAUGCGACCCAGAUUCUCAAGGUAGCCGGCGUAGACAAGGGAAAGCGCACCAAGAUCCUCGAAAAAGAAAUCCAGACCGGCGAGCACGAAAAGGUUCAGGGAGGCUACGGAAAAUACCAGGGCACAUGGAUCAAAUUCGAGCGAGGUGUCGAGGUCUGCCGCCAGUACGGAGUCGAGGAGGUGCUACGCCCGCUUCUGACAUACGAUAUGGGCCAAGACGGUGGCAUUGCCGGCCGCGGAGAUUUCAACACACCCACCAAGGAACAGGCCAUGGCCGCUCAGAGGAAGCGCCUCUACAACGCUGGCAAUGAGGCCAGGGCUAACGGCCUCGCCGGCUUGAACGGCACCUUCUUCAAGAACAUCUCGAGCACUGCAUCGCAUGCCGUAGCAGCCAUCAGCAAGGCACGGUUCGACUCGCCCGGCCCGAGGGGUCGCAACGGACCUACCAAGGCGCCCAGCUUCAGCCGCCAGAGCUCCAUGCAGAACAGCGACGAUUUCCCCGGUAACUCACAGCAGAGCUAUGCCUCGGAUUAUAGCCAGCAGGUUGACUCUGCCUACUCGACCCAACAAACAAGCCAGCAGUUCAUCGAUGGCCCAGAACCGCCUCGCAAGCGCCAGCGGGUCACCAUGACUCCGGCCGAAAGCUUCGGCGGCUACAGCAACUCGAUGGAAAUGUACCAGAACAACUUUCCCGGGUCCCCCACAGAACCCAAUGAGUCCUUCAUCUACUCCCAAGCGAAUGCAACUGUCCACGACGGCCACAGCCCUCUCAGUCCUCUGCCGUUCGAGAUGUCGCCGGAUGCCGAGGCUAAGCGAAGCAUGCUGAUGAGCCUCUUUAUGGACUCGGCCGCAUCUGAUCAGUCCAAGCACGAAAUGCUACGAACUUUGGCCCCAAUUGAACUGGACAUGCCUAUCGACCAGCAAAGCCACACCGCGCUGCAUUGGGCUGCCACCCUAUCGCGCAUGUCUCUGUUGCGCGCGCUGAUCGCCGCAGGCGCUAACCCUUUCCGUGUCAAUGCUUCUGGGGAGACUGCUCUCGUAAGGGCAUGUGUAGUUACAAACUCCAUGGACCUCGGUUCUUUCCCAGAUCUUCUAGAUGUACUGGGAGGCACCAUCGAAGUCCGCGACAGCAAGGGACGCACCGUUCUCCAUCAUAUUGCAAUGACCAGCGCCGUUAAGGGUAGGAACGCGGCCAGUCGGUAUUACUUGGAGAGCCUGUUGGAAUGGGUGGUCAGGCAAGGCAGUGUUCCUAACGGCCAGAACGCCGCCAACGGAAACGGAACCAGCGCACCAAGCAGUUCCCAGUCGCAACAACAGUCGCAGCCCAAGAUGGGCAUUGCGCGUUUCAUGACGGAAAUCGUCAACGCCCAAGACCACGCCGGUGACACAGCACUCAACAUUGCGGCAAGGAUAGGCAACCGAAGCAUCAUCUCGCAGCUGCUGGAGGUUGGAGCAGACCCUAAUAUUGCCAACCGAGCUGGCUUGCGGCCUGUAGACUUUGGUAUUGGCGGUGAUGCCACAGAUGAAGGCACGAGUGUUGCUAAUGGUGUCACUGAGGUGAAUGGCGACGUUGAGAAGAACGGAGUCGUGAGCAGCCAGCGCACAAAAGAGAGCAGCGAUGACAUUGUAUCAUCCAUUACACAUUUACUGAACGAGGCAAGCUCCACUUUCCAGAGCGAAGUCAAGACAAAACAAGCCGUUAUCGAGUCACUGCACUCGACACUCCGUACCACCUCAGCACAACUAGGUGAGGCAAGGAGAAAUCUUGAGGCGAUGCAGGCGACAUUGAGGAAACAGCAACUCGCCCGCCAGAAGGUGUCGAACCUCAGCCACGCUCGCGAGGAGGAGCAGAUCCGUCUAAUGCAGGAACAAAACCGCGCCGGCCGUACCGAUUCGCUGUCCUCGUCAUGGGAGACGGAGCUCGGCGCGGCGCUAGAGACGGCCGGCAACGGCGAAGAAGCCGGUUUGCUGCCCUCGGCAGCAGUUCUAAAGGCGAGACUGAACGCCGUCUCAGCGAGACGGGAUGUCACCCGCAAGAUGGCAGCCGCCCUCAAGGGACGGAGUAAAGACGUUGAAAUCAAGUACAGGCGGGUGGUGGCCAUCAGCACCGGUGUGCCUGAGGACCAGGUCGAUGCCGUCGUGGACGGCCUGCUUCGAGCUGUUGAGAGCGAGAAGGGCGAGUUGGAGGUCGAGCGCGUAAGGCGUUUCCUAGGCGGCGUCGAGGGCGUGGUGCAUUAA